AGUUCACAGAUUUGCCAGGAGUCCAUCUCUUCGCAUAUCUCUACCACCACUGGUGUGAAGUUACUGCGACUGUUACCAUAGUGGAUUACAGAUGGGUAAAACAUUGAAAAUAGUUUGAUAAAUGCACUUUAUUUAUUUGUAUCACAUGGGAUUUUAGAAAGUGCGCAGCGGAUUGUUUUAUUGGUUUUCCCUGAAACGUCGGGAACAGAACACAGGCAAGUGGAAACUCCUUAUACAUAUCAAGUAUGUGUAUUGAAGACGUGUGGAAUAUUUUACAGAGACAUUGAACUGUCUAUAAAGAUGUUUUAAAAGACUCGAGUUCGAGUAGGCAACUCUUCGUCAUGGACGCGUGAGGUGAAGCUACACGGUGCGGUGAUCUACGAGGGACACUCGGGCAAAAUCUAUAGCCUAAACCAUCCUCGGGCUUUUAGGUGUGGUCUGUACAGGGCAGGGGUGAAUACUUGGACCUCUAACUAUGAAAUGAAUCAGUCUUCCAACGUCUUCAUUUAGGCUUUUCCAAAGACACAUCUAGUUAUGGGUUGAGGAGGAUGAGGUGGAGACUGCAGGGAUAGUCUAUGUGGGAGGGAACAUGGAAUGUUUUCUAUUAUAUAAUCUUUGACAAAACUGCUUAUUAGUGGGAGAACAUAACAAGCCAAUUUCCCUGACCCCGUUUUCCCUCCCCUUUUCAUCGGGGGAGACAGAAAACUUUUUGUGAUCAUUAAUAAUUUUGGGGAGAAUCGACCUGUUUUCAGACAAAUUGGCUGUUGAAAUGAUAACACAUCUUGACUGAAGUUGACAAGGAGAACACUGGGCUCUAUGACAAGAGUCACUGGUGUGUAUUAUUUUUUAUUUCGCUGAUCUUGUAUUACACAGUAACCCCCUCUGUCUGCCUCUCCACAGGAGAGGGGAAUAUUGAAUUACCAAGAUGGCUAAUGUGCAUUUAUUGUUUCAGAUUUCAACUAUACCUCUCUGUCUCUUUUUUCUCUGCCUUGAUCCGUCUCUCUUUUUUAUUGUUUGAUUUUGGUCGAUCAUUUGGAAUGACACCUGAUGCCCAAGGCCCUGGAUUUCCAUCCUCCAUCGUCCUUCAAGAUGCUGAACCUAAAGACACUAAGCCUUCAGCUAACCACACUCAGUUGUACCCCUUACUUCGUUUUUCGCCUUUGCACUGUUCUCUUGGUGAAGCCACCUUUUGUGGACGUAGAACAAUUGCAACCAACCCCAUGUUGCUGUGAGAUACUGUGAUAUGUAAUCGUUGGAGAAACUGUCGACACGUCGUUGUGUCCCUUGCCGUCUCUGAAUCUCUUUAAAGGCUUUUUUUUGCGUAAAGUGGAAAGGGACAAAAACGAUCCCCAAGUUAAUUCUCCUCCAGCCCCCCUGUCCGUCUUCCCCUCUCCCCCCCACUCAUCAGGGCUGGUGGGGGGGGGGUGGGAUCUGGAGCUCCAGGGUCGUAACGGCGGAGGUGGUGUUACCCUGGAGCCUCCUUGUAGCAAAGCCUCACAUCAUGGAGACCAGUCCAGAGAGCCCCAACCGGGCCGUGGAGUACCUCCUGGAGCUCAACAACAUCAUCGAGAGCCAGGCCAAGCUCAUGGAGACCCAACGGCGGCGCAUCGAGGAGCUGGAAGGUCAGCUGGACCGAGUCAGCCAGGAGAACCAGGACCUGAGACUGGAGAAACCCACUCCUCCACGAGCCCCGGAGCUCCCCGAACAGAACCACAGCAACACCAACCACAGAGCAGAGCAGCCCCUCUCCCUGCCCAUCCACCCUGGCAGCAGUAGUGGAGGUAGUGGCAGCACCCCCAGCCCCGUCACCGCCCCACCCCCUGUGGUGGUACCCCCUGCGGGGCCGAGCCGGGAGAGACGUUCCCACACCAGGCUGACCCGGGGCAUGUCCUGUGGCUCGAACCCAGCUGAGCGGGAGCAGCAGGAGAGACUGGACCACACAGACAGCUCUGACACCAACAGCUCCACCAUCCGCAGAAAUGUCAGGCAGUCACCAUCUUACUCAAGCUAUCCAAUCUCUGCUCCCACAAGCCCUACUGCAGCCAGCCCCUAUGCCACCCUCCUCCCCACCAGUCUGACUGUUAACAGCUUCUUCAGCCUCCAUCAGUACUGCUGCCCCUCCUCGUCUGCCAAACACUCGCAGCAGGCAAGUGUGGAAACAGAGACCCAGUGUGCGGAGCCUCCCGGGGCCCACACAGACGGCCCCUACAGCCAGACCACAGCGUACCUGCGUGGCACAGAGCGCUACAGUGACAGCAGCAGUGGUCCUGGUCCUCCAGGCCCUCGGGGGCCUCCGUGCGUGGCCCCUCCCAGCUCGGCAAGCCUUGCCUGGGCACUGCGAACACGCCAUCAGCCUGCCAGCCUGGCCCUCCGCAAGCAGGAGGAGGAGGAGAACAAGAGGUGCAAGGCCAGUCUCUCUGACAGCUAUGAGCUCUCCACAGACCUGCAGGACAAGAAGGUGGAGAUGUUGGAGAGGAAGUAUGGUGGCUCCUUUGUGAGCCGCAGAGCAGCCCGGACCAUCCAGACGGCCUUCCGCCAGUACCGCAUGAACAAGAACUUUGAGCGCCUCCGCAGCUCAGCGUCCGAGAGCCGCAUGACGCGACGCAUCAUCCUGUCCAACAUGCGGCUGCAGUACUCGUUUGACGACCGCCAGCCGCAGCAGCAGGGGACCGGAACACAGACAAACUUUACACACAGCGUGGGCAUCGGCCCUCCUCAUUCACCUGACGCAGAGAGGACAGGAGACUACACACACCUGGAGGACUCCUUCACCAAACAGGUGAAGUCCCUGGCUGACUCCAUGGACACCGCCCUGACCUGCCGUAGCGGGCGGGAUGACUCCCAGGAAGACUUUGGGGAGUGUGUGUGGAGCAGCAGCAGUAACCCCUCCUCUCAGAGAGGCCUGUGUGAGAGACCCCGGGGAGGGGGAGGGGGCCUUAGCAUGCACGGAGACAGCACAGCCACCUCCUACAGUGAUGUCACUCUAUACAUGGACGACUGCAUGCCCUCCUCGCCCCUCUCACUGGACCGGGCCCCCAGCAGCACAGACACUGAGUACUGGGGCCCUGGGGGAGGCGUGGGGGCCCGUGAGGACAGCAGGGACACUGAGGGAGGGGGUAGCAGUAACAGCCGUCGCAGCACUCCCUGCACAGAGUGUCGAGACUACCGUCUGAGGGGCGCCCACCUGCCCCUGCUCACCAUCGAGCCUCCCAGCGACAGCUCCGUGGACAUGAGCGACCGUUCAGACCGUGGCUCCCUCAGCAGACAGAUCUACGAGCAGGAGCCAGCGGGAGGAGCAGGCUCUCCUCAGGGAACACUCAAACACUCCCCUAACACUCCCCGCUCUACACCCCCUCGUCCUCCUCUUCCCCCCAGCAGCCCCCCACCACCCCCCCUGUCCUCCUCCUCCUCUGCUGCGCUGCCCCCUGGUGGCCUGGAGCAGCCCUGUCUAUCUGACGGGGACAACGACUCUCUCAACUCCACCACCAACUCCAACGAGACGGUGAACUGCAGCUCUGGCUCCUCGUCUCAGGACAGCCUGAGGGAGCCCCUACCCCCUCUGGGCAAGCAGACCUACCAGAGAGAGAGUCGACACAGCUGGGACUCACCGCCAUUCAACAACGACGUGGUGCAAAGACGCCAGUACCGCAUCGGACUCAACCUAUUCAACAAGAAGCCAGAAAAGGGGAUACAGUACCUGAUCGAGAGAGGCUUUGUGUCCGACACUCCGGUCGGGAUCGCUCGCUUCAUCCUGGAGAGGAAGGGCCUGAGCAGACAGAUGAUCGGAGAAUUCCUCGGCAACCGGCAGAAACAGUUCAACAAGGACGUACUGGACUGUGUGGUGGACGAGAUGGACUUCUCAGGUAUGGACCUGGACGAUGCUCUGAGGAAGUUCCAGGCCCAGAUUAGAGUUCAAGGAGAAGCCCAGAAAGUAGAGAGGCUCAUAGAAGCUUUCAGUCAGCGGUACUGUGUGUGUAACCCGACGCUGGUCCGCCAGUUCCAGAACCCAGACACCAUCUUCAUCCUGGCCUUCGCCAUCAUCCUCCUCAACACGGAUAUGUACAGCCCCAACGUCAAGGCAGAGAGGAAGAUGAAGAUAGAGGACUUCAUCAAGAACCUCAGAGGAGUGGACAACGGCCAGGACAUUCCCAGGGAUCUGUUGGUGGGGAUCUACCAGCGCAUCCAGAAGUGGGAGCUUAGGACCAACGACGACCACGUGUCCCAAGUGCAGGCGGUAGAGAGAGUCAUAGUAGGCAAAAAGCCUGUGAUGUCUCUGCCACACCGCAGGCUGGUAUGCUGCUGUCAGCUCUAUGAGGUGCCUGACCCCAACCGACCCCAGAGGACAGGAGUUCACCAACGGGAGGUCUUCCUGUUCAACGACCUGCUGGUGGUGACUAAGAUUUUCCAGAAGAAGAAGACUUCUGUGACGUACAGUUUCAGACAGUCCUUCCCUCUGGUGGAGAUGCAAGUCCACAUGUUCCAGAACUCAUACUACCCCCACGGAAUCCGUCUGACCUCAGCAGUGUUGGGUGGAGAGAGGAAGGUCCUUAUCGUGUUUAUGGCUCCCAGCCAGCAGGACCGCACCCGCUUUGUCAGUGACCUUAAAGAGAGUAUCGCUGAGGUGCAGGAGAUGGAGAAGUACAGAGUGGAGUCCGAGUUGGAGAAGCAGAAAGGCGUGAUGCGGACUGGCCUGCUGACCGGCUUGGGCGGAGGUGGAGUGGGUGUGAAGGGUGAGGUGGCGAACGGCACCCUGGGAAGGCCCAGUCUAGAUGACAACUACUCUGCGGGAGAGGGACUCAAACGCUCUGCGCUCAGCUCAUCUCUCCGAGACCUAUCAGAUGGAGGGAAACGUGGUCGCAGAAACAGUGUUGGCUCCCUCGACAGUACCAUGGAAGGUUCCAUCAUUAGCAGCCCCCAGCCGCACCAGCGUUACCCGGUUCCGGGCGUGGUCCCAGGCUGCUACCCUACAGAAGACUACCGGCCGCAUCGCCCCAUCCUGAGCCCCGGAACGGGGGGUGGGGGGUGGGCCGGGGCAACAACACACCGCUGCUGGGACGGGAGUUGGGGGGGUUCCCAGCAGUGUAGAGAGAGCGGGGGUGGGGAGCGGCCCUGGGGGGGGCAAUACGGGCUCCUUCCUGGGCUCUCUAUUCGGCAGCAAACGCGUCAAGCCGCCAAGUCCCCUUAUACCACCGGGGCCACCCUACCCCGCCCCUGUCCCCCCACCCACUACGGGAGGGCCCCCUCCUCACUCCCCAUCAUCUCUGUGCCAAUCGGAGGGGGGGCCCUUCCAAGAUCCAGGCCCUGCAUGCUCAGUACUGCCACACGGCCGCUGUGCAGCCCCCUCCUCCCUACUACCAUCACCAUCGCUACCACGUCCAAGCUGGCCCUCCUCCCUUGCCAGGCGGGGGCGUGCCCCCUCAUAUCCUUCAGAGAGGGCCGUUCCCCUGUCGCCCUCCUAUUGGCCCCCCUCACACCCAGCUCCAGCAGCUGGCCCAUCUCUCCCAGCUUUCCCAGCAUGGCAUGCAGGGUCGCUACAGCAACAUGGCGGUGGGCUGUCCUCCCCCCCUUUCUCCUCACUCCCAACAUUCUCAGAACCCCCAGUUCACCAUGUACCACACACAGCCCACACACUCUAUCAGGGCGGGCGCCAUGCCAGGCAAACCACCUCUGACUUUGUCUCACUCCCACCCGCACCCCCACGCACACUCCCACACCCACCCCGGGCACCCCCUCAGUGCCGCGCCGCACCCCGCCCCCCACCCACAUCAAUCUCGCUUCAUCUUUGGCACGCUGCCCCACCAACAUCAGCAUCAGCAGCCGUCCGCUUCCGUCAACACCCAUCACGCUGUGCCCGCCGCCCAGUAUCAGCCCCUGUACCCUCCUCUCUCUUCUAUCCCCCUCCCCCCACUCCCCUUUACCCCCCUUCUACCCCCUUAUCCCCCUUAUGCCUCUUUGCCCUCACCCCCCCCAGCACCCCGGUCAGUCUCAGCAGGGGCCCCAGGUGACGGGACCUGGGGCGACUGGCACAGGGGGCAGCUCCAAAUCCAAACCUAUCAACCGGAUCAGCACGGUGGUGUGAGCAGCAGAACGUGGGGCCACAGAAGGCAGAGGUCAGAGGGCAGGAUGGAGGAAGGGGGCGGAGCUAGGGACAGGGAUAGAGCCAGGGCUUGUAGAGGUGAGCAGGACAGCAGCAGCAGUAACAACAGCGCCAGUGACAAGAAGAAACGCAACUUAUUUCGUCUCUGCUACUUUCACCUCCGCUUCCCACACAUGUAGACCGACAGAGCAAAGGAAAGAGAGUUGGAGCUAAAUUACAUGCAUAUAGCUGAACACAUACAAGACACACAGGAAGAAUAAACACACGUAAAGCAAUGCCCACGUAAAUGUAGUUUCUCAGGUGAACUCUAUCAGCUCUCAGCACACAAACUCAUAAGGGAGAGUCACAGGUCGGCGCAAUGAUGUUGAAGUUGGCGGCAGGCAGGAAAAACCAUUAAAACACACACACACACAAAAUCAACAGUUUCUCUAGCCAUAGAACUGAUGCUGGUUGUAAAUGUACAGUAGAGGGCCUGUACCCAGUGUUUCACUGUCUGAAGUAUUAUUUGAAACUCUGGACUUUGCCAAGACAUGAGCUUGAGAGUGUUUUAAACAUAAAGCACCAACAUGUAAUCGUGCAACGUUAUGAAUGGUGGAAAAUCUGACGAUGAAAACACGCAAGAUUUGGUUCUGGUGUUGUUGAGAUAAGGACAUUGCUGACCAACAGAAAGACCAUCUCCACCCACUUGGAUAUGGAAAAAGACUUCACCACUAAAUACAUUCCAGCAGGGUGGUGCGUUGUAAACAGCCAUUAGAGGAUAGUUGCAAAAGGAAUCCCCUCGAUUUUGCAAUAAUUUAUUCAGCUUCAUAAUAAGUUUGUCAAUUACCACGGCAGGUCUUCAUCACUGAAAGGUAUCCUUUUUUAAAGUAGACCUCAGAGACAUUUGCUUUGUCUUCAGAUUUUAUGACUCACGGUUCAAUGGCAGUCUUAGGCUCUAUGGUCUUUUACAUGUAAAGAGAAGUCAGCUGGUUUCAUAGGAUUUACAUGCAUUCCCUAUAGGGUGUGUGGAUUAAUGAUGCUACCAAUAAUAUUUUUGAAUGUUUUUAAGCUUUUUUGCUGUUGUAUAAAUGUUACAUAUGUAAUUGCUGAGUAUGAUGAAUAUUGUCUACUAACAUAACUGUUUUGAUCCAGUGAUUAAUUAGAUAUUACAGAUGUUUGAUUGAUUUUUAAAAAAUGAUUAUACAGAGGAUAUAUACACUUAUUCAUUCCCUCAUACUUGUAUGUAAUGAGGGUGUUAUAAAGUGUGAUUUAUUUUUGUUCUCUAUGAUGGUUGCCAUUGAUAACUUCUAUUUUCAGUUAUUAUUAUUGAAUGUUAAAAAUAUUAGUUCAUAUUUAGGACAAUUUUUGUUCUUAGAGAGUUGUGUACCCUAUAGGAGACUGGUGAUUGUGUGAACUAGUAGCUGCACAAUGUCCAAAACAAAAUGGUUAAUUGGAGUCAAAAUGCAUAUGAAUAAAUAUGCUUUCCCACCUCAGACCCCUCUGAAAGAUCCCCUUAUAAGGGCUUUGACCUUUUACCUGCUCAUGGACAAUGAUCCUCAUUUCAUUGGUGACCCUGUCGUUUAUGUCCUCCCUGUUAUCCUCCCUGUUAUCCUCCCUGUUAUCAUGGGACUCACUCAGAAGCAUCUGGUCUUGUUGAGAGAGUUUCUCACAUGGCGUGUGUUUGGAUGGUCUAUUUCUUUGAACAAGCACGCUUUGUAAUAUAGUUUUGUGGUUUUGCACACGUGGUGUCUUAAAGUCAAAAAUGGCAUUAUUUUAAACACCCUCCUCACAUACCCGCUUGCCAGUCCUCAGAGAACCCUAAUAGCCUACACCCCAGCGCCCUUACUGAAUGGGCUUGUCAUUACAUCAAACAGGUUUGUUAAUCUUCUCAUCUCUGUUGACCACCUUUCUUACUUCCUCUCUCUGUCCUUCUAUUGCAGUGUUUGAACAAUGGUAGAUUGAACAAGGGAUUCAUCUUUCAGGAUAAAGGGAAUCAUUUAGAUUUAGGAUGGUGAAUUGUAGUUAUACCUGCUAGACAAUACUUGUGGACAAAGAAGAGACAGAUUCAUGUUAAAAGCCAGAACAAGAAUAUGGGUAGUCAGGGAAAAAUGUAAGGUUUUAGAGGUGGUUGAGGUUGAAGUUUUUUUGUUGGCUUUUACCUGCAUAAUUCCCCCUGUAUUGUCUCUUUGUGACCCCUCUUGCAUGAAUAUAUCUGCACUUAUUGAAUGGAUUGUACUGUAUAAAUCUGAAUGUACAUAUUGUAUUGAGGUGUGUGUGUGUGUGUGUGUGCGUGUGUUUGUGCGUGCGUGUGAGUGAGUGUGCGUGUGUGAGAGAGAAAGAUGAGUAGGGGACUUUGGUUUGAAUAUUGAAUUAUUUUUUAUUUUAGACUGAGGGUGAGAGAAUAAAUUGCAGUAAUUAAGUGUUUGUUUGUCAGAGAACAAAUUGAUAUUAUUUUAAACAUGAUCUUAAGAAUUUAAUUUGUGUAUGUAGUAAGUAUUAACUGGAAGAGUAGAGAAUUGAGAUGUGAAUAUUUAUUGCUUCUGAUAUAUUAAAAAGUGUCCUUGCAGUGAAACAA
Oncorhynchus gorbuscha (pink salmon) is the source of this 8651-nucleotide messenger RNA. Its product is annotated as IQ motif and SEC7 domain-containing protein 1-like. Bases 1502 to 5671 code for a protein of 1389 amino acids. Lineage: Eukaryota; Metazoa; Chordata; Actinopteri; Salmoniformes; Salmonidae. The record is from RefSeq and is a predicted model, not a curated record. The transcript has 16 exons. Gene Ontology annotation, molecular function: protein binding; guanyl-nucleotide exchange factor activity. Gene Ontology annotation, biological process: actin cytoskeleton organization; regulation of ARF protein signal transduction.